AUGUGCGACUAUGACUCCUGCAAAGCCUCUUUUGGACUGACUGGACAAGCCAAAGCAGUGCAGUUGGCCUCUGGGACUCCUCUGUCCUCCUUUCCCACAGUAUGGGUCCCAUGGGGCGCUGUGGUGACGUCAGGACAGAGGUACAGCCGGAGAGGUUGCGGGUUCACUUCCUGUCUGUCAGGGCAGAGUUGGGCAGUGUCCAAAGCCAUGUGGCUCAUGCUGCAGCAGGAGGAGCCGGAGGACUUCGUCAUUUCAACUGGGGAGGUGCACAGUGUCAGGGAGUUUGUGGAACGUGCCUUUUCUCACAUCGGGAAGACCAUUGUCUGGGAGGGAAAAGAUGAGCAGGAAAUUGGCCGAUGUCAGGAGACCGGAGUGGUGCAUAUCAAAGUCGACCCUAAAUUCUUCCGUCCCGUUGAAGUGGACUUCCUGCAGGGAGACAGCACCAAAGCCUACGAGAGAUUCGGUUGGAAGCCGCGGGUCACAUUUGAGGCCCUGGUGAAGGAGAUGGUUGAGUCUGACAUGGAGCUGAUGAAAAACAACCCGAACGCCUGA
This is a messenger RNA of Knipowitschia caucasica, 552 nucleotides long. Lineage: Eukaryota; Metazoa; Chordata; Actinopteri; Gobiiformes; Gobiidae. The record is from the annotation of a GenBank genome assembly.